UAGUACAACAAUUAGCAAAAAAACCUACAAGACAAUCAACAAGACAAUUAACGAGACAACUAGCCAGGCAAUUAGCAAGACAAUCAGUAACACAAUCAGCGAGACAAUCAGCAAGGCAACUAGCAAGACAAUUAGCGAGACCAUCAUCGAAACAAUGAGCGAGAUAAUGAGCGAGACAAACAGCAAGACAAUGAGCGAGAUGAUAAGCGAGACAGUUAGCAGGAUAAUCAGAAGAACAAUUAGCAAGACAACUAGAAAGACCAUCAUCGAAACAAUGAUUGAGAUGAUGAGCGAGACAAUUAGCAAGACCAUCAUCGAAACAAUGAGCGAGAUAAUGAGCAAGACAAUUAGCAAGACAAUCAGCAAAAUAAUUAGAGAUGAUAAACCUUUGUGAUGGUGAUUAAAAUUUACCUUGAGAUUUUGAUGAAAGCUGGCUAGAUAUAUGCUGGAAAAAAGGUGAAAAGUCAUAUAGAUUUUAAGUGUUAACACUUAUGGUAACAUUGGACUUUGUUGUGUGUCUUCAAGAACGCGGAUAUAGUGAAUGAUUAUAGAAUUCUUUUGUUAACACUCGCUACAUAUUGAUUGUUCUAAUUAUGGUGCUUGUCAUAAUGUAAAUAUAUGUGUAAGCAUAUUUAAUUAUACUUGUGGUUGAAAUUAGGGAGAAUUGUCCCCUCGGUUCAGUAACAAAGAAACUUUUGAACAAAAAACCAGUAGCAGUCAAAAACUCAAAUCAGUCAUUAUAAUUUUUGUCGCUUUACCAUCGGCUUCUGUUCUAGAAGUUUUUUUUUUUUUUGGGAACUAGACAUUUAUGUGAAUUUUUUAUUAGUAAUAUUUUAACUGGAUGUAUAAACUGUCACGAGAUUGCCGGUUCUUUCAGUUUAAUAAAAUCUAUUCGAUCUAAAUCUAUAAGGAAAAUAAAUGUAAUUCGAAGGAUAUUACUCGUAACAAUUUCAACAUUUGGAUUACAUUCAAGUAACGGAAAUAUCAUAACACUUCCGAACACUUCGGAAGUUUCUAUCAUUGAUGAGGCAAUGCUCAAUAUAAUUGAAAAUUGUUUCCCUGAAGUACAAAAUAUAUUGUUUUGUGGUCACCACAAUGUCUCAACGAUUGAAACAAUAAAAAAUUUAAAUAAAUUUGCAACUGUACAACUCGAGACAUUAUCAUUAAUUGAGAAAACAGAUUACUAUCAUAAAAAAAUUGAUUUGAUGAUAGUGAACGAUCAUGAAUUGGAAUAUUUUAAUUCAACAUUAUCAAAUUGUAACAAUUUAAAAACAUCAACAAAUCAUAUCAUAGUAUUAAUGACAUAUAAAAAAGAGAAAAUUAACGAAUCAUUUAUCGAUAAUUUUUCAAAGUUAUGGGAUUGCAAUUUUCUUAUCGUGUACGCUGUAUGUUUAGAUUCAAAAAAAGGUUUGACAAUUUAUACAUUCAAUCCCUACACGGAUCGCACGACAUUUAUGUGGGAAAAAAUUAAAUUACAAUCUAAUUAUUCGAAGCAGAAAUUAGAUGACCGUUGGACAAUUCAUUAUCGGCCGUAUCUAAAAGGAAAUAUUUGUCAGGGAUUCAAAUUUGAUCGAACGAAACAUUUAGAUGGUUUUCGAGUACUAGGAGGAAUGAGCGAAUUUUCAUUUAGCUCUCUGGAAAUCGACAGAAUGAUCGAGAAAGCAAUAAAUGUAAGCAUCGUAAAUACAAGAAAUGUCUCACGUGUUAUUGCCAGAAUUCGUGAUUCUAUUCCAGGGCGGACUGCCGUGGGACCAUUACGAAAAUACAGCUUUGGUACAAUUUCCCAGCCACUCAAUUACUAUUCCUUUAAAAUAUUAACCUACAAUAGUGGACUACUUACUCCAUUGGAAAAAAUCUACAACUACUACGGCAACUUAACAGUCAUCUCAACAGUUAUAAUUCUCGCCAUAACAUUCAUCGUCGUCUAUUUAUCUGAGCAUAACUUUUCAUUCGCAGUAUUCGAAAUCCUUCGGCUUUUGAUAAAUACUGGCAUUAAAACGCGAAUUGACACCGUAAAGAGUCGGAUAUUUUUUUCAAUGAUUUUUUUGUAUUUUCUAAUAAUCCACGGAACAUUUAGCGGACGACUUGCCGGAUUUUUAACUAAAGCCGAGUAUCGAAAAAAUGUUGAGACUCUCGAAGACCUCAAGGAUCCCCGUUUUCAGAUAAUCUGGGCUAGUCAUAAGUUGGAAAGUUAUUUCGAGAAUACCUCGAUUCUAAAAAAAAAAAUCACUUUGCAAGUGUUCGAUUGUGAAUACCGUAUGAAAAACAACUUAUCGGUAGCUUGUAUUGACAGAGAUUAUAAAAUAUUACCGAUUGUAGACAGUGAGAAGUUGUAUUUAGCGAAGACGUCAGUAUUAUCAGGCUAUGAGGCGUUCGCGAUGCGCAACAACUGGCCUUUAGCAUCACGUAUCAAUGAUGUCACGAUAUGGGGCUUACAUUCAGGAUUGUUGUAUAAAAGGACGCAAGACAGAACUGCUCAAGAGGUUCGUAGAAUAGAAACUUUAAAAGCACGAUCAUUCGUUCCUUAUUGUCCGGUCGUAUUUGAAGACCUGAUGUUUUCUUUCAUCCUAUUGGGUAUUGGAUUGGCAUCAUCAAUCACCUGUUUCAUUAUCGAAAUAUUGAUCAAGAGAAAAAUCAUUUUCAGGAUACGUAAAAAGCUCAAAGAAAUGCACAUCAUACGUUGGAUAUCUACAGCUUUGUUUAAAUUUAAAAUUAAAGUAUUAUGGAGGAAAUUUAUUCAUUACUUACGUCGCAAGAAAUAAUACAAAUAGUGGGUUAUAUCUAUACUACUACAGGGUCUAUUCGUAAAAGUGCCUCAGAAAUCUUUAGUAUUAUGAGUACUCUGAUUCUUCACCAUCUAACGAAUCCAAAGGCGAAUCUGUUUGGCUGAACCAAAAAUAUUAUUGAAAUUCAAUAUUAUUUAUUGGUUUCUACAUUGAUUUAUCAGAAGUAUGUCAUAGUUUCGUAAACGGUAAUAACUUUUAAUCAUCGUGAUACUUCAAAAUUAACACUCGCGCCCGAAACUUGAUGAUAGUGAUCCAGAUGUGUUCCGGUGAACCAUGAGGAAUCAUAUAGAUUUCAAGUGUUAUAAUAGUGAACUUGCUGUGUGGCUUCAAAAGUGUGUAGAUAAUAAAUAAUUACAGUGUACUUUUGGUUACAAACAUUUCGUAUUGAUUUUUUCUACUAAGUUGCUCGUAAUAAUGUCAAUAAAUAGUAAUCAUAUUUGAUUGAUAUUAUGAAUUAAAUUUGAGAGAAUCAUCCCUUAGGUCCAGUGACAAAGGAAUCGUAGAAACCUCUAGCAAAAACAACAGUAAGUCAUUAUAGGUUUGGUUACCGUAACAUAAGUCCCGACUUUUAAGUAUUUAUUGAGUGGCAUUUUUCCGCGUGAAUCUUUUUUUAGUGAUAGUCAAACUGAAAAAGUAAUCGGUCAAGAAUUUGGGGAUGAUGCGUUUAAGAUGCGCACCAACUGGCCUUUAGCAUCACGAAUAAACGAUGUCGCGAUAUGGGGCUUACAUUCAGGAUUGUCGUAUAAAUGGACGACAGAUCUAACUGCUAAAGAGGUUCGUAGGAUAGAAACUUUAAAAGCACGACCAUUUGUUCCUUAUCGGCCGGUCGUAUCUGACGACUUGAAGUUUUCUUUCGUCCUAUUGGGUAUUGGAUUAGCGUUAUCAAUGAUGUGUAUCAUCAUCGAAGUAUCCAUCAAGAAAACAAACAAUGUCAAGGGACGUAGAAAAGUCAAGCAAGUACAUAUGACACGUUGGAUAUCCGCAGCUCUGCUUAAAUUCGAAAUUAAAGUAUCAUUUAGGAAAUUUAUUGAUGAUUUACGUUGUAAAAAUUAUGUAAAAAUUAGAGUUUAUUUAUAUUAUGAUAGGGUUCAUUUAUUGGAGCACCUGAGACAUUUAAAUCCAUAUGGGCAUCAGGACUCUCCACCAUUUAGUGAGUCCAAAAGAAAAUCUAUUCAGCUGAACCAAAAAUAUUAAGAUAACCCGAAAUUUUUCGUUGAUUCCUACGGAAAUCCAUCAGGGGCAUAUGAUCCUGUCCUGGACUCUGGUGACAGUUGACCAGAUAUGUACUGGGAAACCGUAAGGAGUUAUAUAGAUUUCAAGUGUUUCAAUGUUAAACUUUUUUGCGUGAAUUAGAAAGUUCGUAUAAAAUAAAUAAAUAUAUUUUUUUGUUACAAGUGUUUUUUAUUGAUCGUCCUAACUAAGAUGCUUGUAAUAAUGUAAAUAAAGCGUAAACAUAUUUAAUUAUACAUAUAGUUGUGAUGGGGGUAUAGCCACUGAAAGCUAUAGCCAGUCAUAACGUUUCGGAUUACCUUCAUAUCAACUUCUAUUCUAUACGUAUUCACUAAGUGAUAUAUUCUC
Messenger RNA from Microplitis mediator, 4364 nucleotides. RefSeq lists its product as uncharacterized. Bases 1032 to 2762 code for a protein of 576 amino acids. The transcript has 3 exons. NCBI's taxonomy places the organism in Eukaryota, Metazoa, Arthropoda, Insecta, Hymenoptera, Braconidae. The record is from RefSeq and is a predicted model, not a curated record.